AGUUAGUUACAAAGUGUGCGUCGGGCAUGACUGUUUGUUUUUAUUGCUAUAUAGUUAAUUAAUUAUAAUAAAAUUUGUUAUAAUCAUUUUAUAGGUUAAUUGUACGAUAUUUUUAUUUAAUAGUAUGGCGAUAUUUGUUAUGUUUUUAUUGAUUUUUUACUGGUUAAAUAUCGUUUUUUGUGAGACAGUGACGUUUUAUGAAGGUAUUUUUAAUGAAGAACAAAAAAUUGUUUUUUAUCCUGACAGUCAGUCGGAGUAUUUCGGUUACUCGGUGCUUUUGAGUGAGUUAGGCCUGCACGUCGGAGCGCCGAAAGCGAAGAAUAGAAGUAACUCGUCAAUAAGCACUGGAUUAGUGUUUGUCUGUCCAUUGAACGAUUUGGAUAGACAUAACGUUACCUGCGCACCGUUAAUCACAAAUAUGCGUAUUACAAGAAAUUUCUAUGUAGACGACAUGUGGUUUGGCGCGACCAUGGGAGUAGUAAAGAAAGGAAAGUUAUGGAUUUGUGCGCCACGCUCUGCCAGACCGUAUAAGCAGACACAUUUGUUGUCAAACGGCGUUUGCUAUGUACAUUCCAGUACAAGGGAAGUGUUUUAUCAACCCCUCAAAGAUAUGUACAAACAAGCUUUCAGCACACACAACAUUAGACCUGAAUAUGAUGCCACAGCGAAUUACUAUGCGUAUGCGCAACUUGGCAUGUCUCUGAAGGUGUCGGAGAACAACCAUAUUAUUAUGGGUGCGCCGGGUCUUUCACAGUGGACUGGUGGAAUAGUCGAUUAUAAAAGUGAAAUAGACAAUAGUGUGCUGUUUAAAAAACAACAAGUUACGAACCCAUUCUACACUUAUGACUUACAACCAGACGAUUAUUUCGGAUAUAGCGUUGAAACAGGCGUAUUUGAAGAGAAUGAUACAGUACUUUAUGUGGGGGCGGCGCCGAGGUCCAAAAAUGGACUGGGUCAGGUUCUAAUAUUUGACCCUCCAUCACAAGAAACACAACCAUAUAAUAUAAGACAGAAGAUCAUUGGACCCCAAAUUGGUGCAUACUUCGGGGCUUCUCUCUGCUGCGUGGAUAUUAAUAAUGAUGGCAGACUGGACCUCUUAAUAGGAGCUCCUACAUUUGUCAAGAAAGAUGGCGGAUUGAACUUUGACCAGGGCGCAGUUUUCGUCUAUUUAAACCAUGCCAAGAAUGGUACGUUUUCCUUAGAAGAGUCUGGUUCCGUGUUAGGAUCAGAACACAGCGGGUCACGUUUUGGAAUGUCCAUAGCCAGCCUUGGUGACGUCGAUGGAGAUGGUUAUGAUGAUAUUGCAGUUGGUGCACCUUGGGAAAAUGAGGGUUCUGGAGUUGUUUACAUAUAUCAAGGUAGCGUUGAAGGAUUGAAAACUCGAUAUGCACAAAGGAUCCUUAUGGAAAAAGCUCUUGGUUUUGGCAUGUCUAUUUCUGUAGGAUAUGACGUUGAUAACAAUUUUUGUAAUGAUGUGGCUAUAGGAGCUCAUGCAAGUCAAACAACUUACCUGUUAAAGUGUGUUCCUACAAUCAAAGUGGAGGCCUCAAUUAAAGUACCCGAUUUAAUGGAUUUGCCCGAAGAUGCGACAAAUUUUACUGCAUAUUUCUGCGUGACUGUAAGAUCGCAAACGUGGCAACAUAUUAAAAUUGAUUUUAAAGCUACGAAACUGAUUGAUCCAGAAUUGAAUAGAGCGUCCAUGGAAGAUGAAACAGUCUCAGUUAUAACAAUAAAACCUGGUAUAGAUAUGUGUGAUGAACACAUUCUAGAAGUUAAUAGAUCUGCAGAUUUUUCAAAACCAAUACUAGUACAGUACCUAUUGGAACCUAGUAAAAUGGAACAUCUAACGAGAUUGUCAGAGGAUUCAAAGUUGCAGGCCUCUUUUCUCGCCCAGAUGAUAGGAGAUUGUGGUAAAGAUCUGCUUUGUACACCAUUAUUGAAGAUGACACUAGAACCAUUAGAUAGUCCAUACAUUCCUGGUGCAAAUAUGAAAUUGGGAGCAAGAAUAACAAUUGUAAAUAUAGAGGAACCAGCAUAUGGUGGACAGCUACACCUGAUGAUGCCACUAAUUCCAAUAAGAGUACCACGUUCUUGUACAUUAGAAAAACUGAACAUGACAUGCAACUUACCAACACCAUUGCAUAGGAAUGAAACAGCAAUAUACGAAAUAGAGUUGCAGUAUGAAUAUGAAGAACAAAAAGAACUGAAAUUCGUAGCUGAAUUGAAAGAACCUUUAUACAUGAAAAAUGUUACAGAAGGGGGUUUCAAGGAAUUGGAAUUAGUUGUAACACCAAAAGCCAAGUUCGCUGUCAAUGGAAAAUCGUAUACUAAUGCGACAAUAAUCGUGUCAAGAGAAAAACUAGACGAAGCAAAGGACUUAACAUUGAUACAUUUUUACGAGGUAACGAAUUUUGGACCUUCUGACUGGUACAACUUAAACGUUACGAUAUCAUUAUCAGAACAGAUAAACGUAGCAGUUCCAAUUGUUGGUUGUACUACAAAAUAUCACAAACUAAAUUGCAUUUGGACAAUAUUCGCUGGAAAUACUAAAUCACUCUAUUUGCCCCUACAUUACAAUUUGAGUCGGUUUGGAGAAUUGUUACAACCAAAUAAUACAGUUAACUUGACUUCUCGCCUCGAAUUAUUAACAAAGGAACAAUAUGAAACUGUGUCUGUGAAAACAACUUUGAUACUGGAACCCCCGUCACCAAUAUGGCCGCUGAUCGCAGCCGCAAUUGGCGGGUUAUUGAUCCUGAUUAUAUUGAUACUUAUUAUGUACAAGUUGGGAUUUUUCAAAAGACAACAGAAAGAAGAAUUAAAGAGGCUUCUAGAGGAAACAGCCCAAACAGAAGACAAUAAUGUUUCGGGAAACAAAUCAGAAGAAAGUAGCGACUCGGAGAACCAGUCAAAGGAACCUAGCGUUUCAGGACACUCUGCAGCACAAGAAACAAAAAAUAUACUAGAUUUAAUUGAAUUAGAUUCAGAUUAAGAGAAAAGAUAUUUAUUGAAAGAACAAGAUGAUGACAGUGAAGAUCAAGUUGACACGAUGAACUUUGUAUCACCUGCAACGCUAUUAAUUGAAAGUAGUCUGAAGUAGCCAUUUCCAUACCUAAUUCUAGUUUUAACUUUAGGGUUAUUAAUUUACUUUUUUUUUUAAACAGGUAACCACAUUUUAGACAAACUGAACAAAAAAGAAAUAUUCAAAUCAGUCAAACCGUUAUGAAGAAAAGACCAUUUAGAAAAAAUACGAAUAAUAAUAAAUUUUAUUUGCUUUGAAUACGUGAUACCAGAUUGUUCUUAUUGGAUAAGUAAACAGCUCCAUAUUCAGUUUGAAAAAAAAAUGCAAAUUAUAAUUUAUACUUCUAUAAAUGACGAGAAAGAAAAUAUGAGAGAUCCUAAUAAAGACAACAAGAUGGCAAUACAAUAAUUUUUAUUCUGUAUGUUUGACCUGGUAUCAUGCAAAAACUACAGCACCAAAUUGAAUGCUAACUUACAAACUGGUGUAUGUUUUAUCAUUAUACUUCAUCUAGUAUUAUUUUAUUUAGUUUUCCUACUUUUAAUAUUCAUGAUAUGGACAUGUGACGCGCAGAAAUGUGGAGGAUGUAUUAGAAAAGGUAUUAAGUAUGAAUGUGGAUGACUAUAAGGGCAGAGAAAUACCUAAAAAGACUUGGAUAGAAUGUGUGAAAGAUGAUACGGCCCGAAUGGAUAUAAAUACGGAAAUUACUGCGAAUAGUGAAGCUUUAAAUAAAAGAGAAGAACAUAUUGCGCCGACACCAAAUAAGAAUUGGGACAAAGGUAGAAAGAUAAUGAUGAUGUCUUCUGAUAUCCACACGUACGAAGUAGCGAGCAAAAAGUUUGUACCUAAUUUGAAUAGCAAAUUUGCAUUAUUACUUAUUGUGUUUAUUGAAUUGAAAUUAUUUAGCAACUAAAUAACUCGAAACGCAUGUACUCGUAGUUUGUAUGAAAUAACUGAUGAAUGUGGAGAAAGCGAAAGAGGCUUGUUUGAAUCGAAGCAUUUGGCGUUCCAUUAUUUCCGCUAAGAGUACUUAUGAUAGACAAGCGUGAAAGAUAUAAGUUAUUAUAUAUUAAUUUUUAAAUACAUGUAUAGUUAUACAUUCAUCUAUUUUUAGCGCCAUGUAGAUCCCGGCAUAGAAUAGGCCACCCCUUCCUUUACCGUGGGUGUCGUGAGAGGUAAUUAAGGUAACUUAAUGGUCAAGGGCUCGUCUCUCGACUAUUAAGUUUACUGUGACCUUGUAUUUUGUUUUUUUUUCUCUUUUUGUGUUAUAAAUAGUACAAAUGCUUGGUGCUAGUACAAUUGCUGUGUGGCGAUGGCGCCAGCAUCCUGAUGGUGGAUGUUGUAAGAGACGACUAAGGGAGCUUGUGGUGUAGGGAUGGACAGCAGUAGCCCUCUUAAAACAUCUCCAAAAGCCAAACUGCGGUUGCCUGCCAAGUGUAGCAACUACUAACUUUAUAUUAAUUUUUAAAUAGUCAUCUAUAAGCCAAAUAUUUACAUAAGCCUAUGUAAAUUUGAAGUUUAAUUUAACUUUAUUUAGUUUGAGAAGUUGAAAGGUUGGGUUUCUAUUUAUGACAAUUUUUGGGUUCGUAACAAGCUGGUCGGGUGUGGAACCCAAAAACAGAAUAGGAACUUUAAUUAUAAACAUGUAUUAGUGAUGGAAGGUAGUUUAUUAGUUAAUUUACUUUACUAGAAAUAAUUUCCACAUUAUUUUAAAUAUUACAUUUAUUAAUUUAAAUAACUUUAUUGACCAAAAAAAAAAGGAUGGUACAAAAGGACUCAAUGGUAGUAGCAUUCUCUACUAGUCAACCUUUGGGAUGAACACUGAGUCACGAACGCGGUACUUUAUUAUAUAUAUAUAUAUAUAUAUAUAUAUAUAUAUAUAUAUAUUACAUCGGGUAGAUUAAAAAAAUAUAAUUUACAAUAACGGAUUUAUCCCACAGAUGGAUCUCUUACAGACAACCUUUGAGACGCUGAAUAAAAACUUCGUUCGAGGUAAAAACUCUAUAGCUAAAGAUAAAACUCAAAAAUAACUUUUUAUUAUUAAAUUCCAUAUCUGUAUUCCAAUAAUAAGAAAUUAUAUACACCUUCCUAAAUAUAUAUACAUAUAUAUGACUGAAUAUUAGGAAUAUAAGAGUCUCUUAUUUCUGACAAUUAUUUCAACUCCAUACGGAAUUCUUCUUCAUGCUGAGUACAAUUGCUUACGUUACAGCGUUACCUCGCAUUGCGAUUGCAAAUAUAGAAGAAAUGAUAAACAUAACAAGUCAAUUUAAUUCCAAUAAUACAAUUUUGUAUAAAUAAUUGUAAUAUUUAUUGUUAGAUUUUUUUUACAAAAGUGCCAAAUAUUAAUUGUUAUAAAUCUAGUUUAGUGUAAAUAUAUUUAGAAGUUUAUUUUAAUUAUAAAAGAAAGUAUACUAAGCUAGAAUUAAACAUAUUUUUAUAUAA
Messenger RNA from Galleria mellonella (greater wax moth), 5458 nucleotides. Its product is annotated as integrin alpha-PS3-like. The transcript is spliced from 21 exons. The record is from RefSeq and is a predicted model, not a curated record. Gene Ontology annotation, cellular component: integrin complex; external side of plasma membrane. Gene Ontology annotation, molecular function: integrin binding. NCBI's taxonomy places the organism in Eukaryota, Metazoa, Arthropoda, Insecta, Lepidoptera, Pyralidae. Bases 125 to 2989 code for a protein of 954 amino acids. Gene Ontology annotation, biological process: integrin-mediated signaling pathway; cell adhesion mediated by integrin; cell-matrix adhesion.